Messenger RNA from Durio zibethinus, 2515 nucleotides. NCBI's taxonomy places the organism in Eukaryota, Viridiplantae, Streptophyta, Magnoliopsida, Malvales, Malvaceae. The record is from RefSeq and is a predicted model, not a curated record.
AUGGCUACUCAAGAUCAAGAUAUCUCCUACAAUCAAUUUACUGGAAGUUUGACGCCUUUAGCAAAUCUUUCAUCACUUAGAUUCGUCUCCCUUUCAACAAAUCACUUUCAAAUUUCAAUGCCAUUCUUGUCACUUGCAAACCUUCCAAAUCUCAAGAUUCUCUUGGGUGAUGAAAACAAGAUGAUAAUGGAACCUAAUUCCUUUCAUGCUUCAAUUCCGAAGUUCCAACUAAAUAUCAUCAGUUUGUCAAAGUGUACAACAGAUAAAGGACUUAGUCUACAACCUCCUAAUUUCCUUUAUUACCAAUAUGACUUGAGAUAUGUUGAUUUUUCCUAUAACAAUUUUAGUGGAACAGUCCCAUUAUGGUUGUCAGAAAAUAACACAAAAUUAGAAGAUCUCCUCUUGUUAGGUAAUUCUUUCACUGGUCCUCUCUUGUUAUCACAGCUUCUUAAUCCUAAUAUGUCUUCAAUUGACAUAUCUAAUAACAAAUUACAAGGUCAAAUUCCAACAAAUAUAUGUUCAAAUUUUCCAAAUUUGGAAUUCUUAUUCUUAUCUAAGAAUGCCAUUAAAGGUAAUAUCCCUCCUUGCUUAGGUGGCAUGAACACUUUAUCAGUUUUAGACCUAUCAGACAAUCAUUUGUCUGGAAGAGUACCAGAAGAGUUGGUCAUGAGAAGCUCAUUAGGUAUUCUUAGGCUAUCAAAUAACAAUCUAAGUGGAAUGAUUGUUCCUAUGAUGUUCAACACAAGCAAGUUGUCAAAUUUGUAUUUGGAUGGUAAUAACUUUGCUGGAGAGAUUCCGGAUAUUGAUGUUUCUGCUACUGAUUUUUCACAUUCAUCACUAGAGGAAAUUGAUCUCAGUAAUAACAGUUUUAAUGGAAAGCUCCCAAGAUGGAUAGGGAAUGUAUCGCAUUUGAAGAGAUUGGCUUUGUCCAAUAAUCAUUUCGAAGGUUCUAUUCCAAUGGAUUUGUGCAACUUGUAUGAGCUUGAAUUUUUGGAGCUUUCUCAAAACAAUUUAUCUGGCUCUAUUCCUUCUUGUUUCAAUACACCAUAUUUGAGACAUGUCCACUUGAAGAGAAACAAACUAAGGGGUCCAUUGACAUUUGCUUUUAACAGUUCUUCAUUAGUGACAUUAGAUCUUAGAGGGAAUAAUUUAACCGGUAAUAUUCCAAAAUGGAUUAGCACACUUUCUGCUUUAAGCGUCCUUCUUUUGAAAGAUAAUCAUCUAGACGGUGGAAUUCCAGUUCAAUUAUGCAAGUUGUAUUCAUUGAGCAUCGUAGAUCUUUCUGGAAAUAUGUUUUCUGGUCAUAUACCUUCUUGUUUGGGUAAUUUAACUCUGGCAAUGAACAAGGAAAAGUCUUUUGUAGAUAACUCUUGGUAUAUAGGAUAUACAAUGAAGGAUCUAUCUAUUUCAAUUAAUUCACAUGGUUAUCCCAAUAGCUACAUGGUAGAAGAGAUAGAGUUUACAACAAAGAGUAUGUCCUACACAUAUGGUGGUGACAUUCUUGAGUAUAUGUCUGGGAUUGAUUUAUCUUGCAACAAGUUAACUGGGCAAAUCCCACUCGAAUUGGGAAACUUGAGUGAAAUCCAUUCGUUAAACUUAUCACACAAUAACUUGAUCGGAGUCAUACCCUCAUCAUUUUCAAAGCUUAAGCAAAUCGAGAGUUUGGACCUUUCUUAUAACAACUUGACUGGUAGAAUCCCUGUACAGCUGGUUGAGUUGAACUCUCUAGAGGUUUUCAGCGUGGCACACAACAACUUGUCAGGUAAUAUUCCAGAACCAAAAGCUCAGUUUGGGACCUUUGAUGAAAGGAGUUACGAAGGAAACCCUCUUCUCUGUGGAGCUCUAUUGCAAAAUAACUGCUUUAAAACUGAGUCACCAUCAACAGCACCAACUACAGAAGACGAUGAAGGAGAAGGUAGUUUCAUGGACACAUAUGUUUUUUGUGUGAGCUUUCUGGUUUCAUAUGUAAUUGUUUUAUUGGGAAUUUCUAUUGUUCUAUACAUAAAUCCAUAUUGGCGACAAGCAUGGUUUUCUUUCAUUGAGAGUUGCAUCACUACCUGUCGUUACUCAAUUGUGGGCAAUUUUCUUGAGUUAUACAUCUUCAAAAGAUGUGCUUAGGUGUCAUGGGAGCUCUUAUGAUUUGCCUUUUGUUUAAAUGUGGUGAAGACAUGGAUAAAGUUGAUUUUUGUUGUCAGAAGAAGUUUGGUGAUUUGAUCUUUUAAAUGGGGGAUUUCUUUUAGCUUACUGUUUUGUUAAAAUAGUUGUAGGAAGAGUUGUGGAUUUUGCACUUUGAACAGAGCUUUAUGUCUCUGUCGAAACUCUGUUUUUGGUAUUUGUUUUGUUUUGAAGGAAGCCUGUAGCUUUGUGUCUUGUUGAUUUUAUUUUCUACACAAAUAUUCAAUUCUCUAUUCUCCAUCAUCUACAAGUUAUUAUUAAUAUCUUUUCCAAGUUAUUAUUCAAAUUGGCAAAUUUUUCCUCAUUAGGUUUGACUUAGUUUUGAGCUUCUAGUAAAUGA